This is a messenger RNA of Anastrepha obliqua, 340 nucleotides long. Its product is annotated as cytochrome c oxidase assembly protein COX19. The transcript has a single exon. Gene Ontology annotation, biological process: mitochondrial respiratory chain complex IV assembly. Gene Ontology annotation, cellular component: mitochondrial intermembrane space. The coding region runs from base 80 to 340 and encodes 86 amino acids. NCBI's taxonomy places the organism in Eukaryota, Metazoa, Arthropoda, Insecta, Diptera, Tephritidae. The record is from RefSeq and is a predicted model, not a curated record.
UUCACGUGAAUUUGUGUAAUCGGGCAUAGGUAACUUGUAAACCCGUUCCCAGGUAGCUAUCGCAUUAUUACUUUGUCAAAUGAAUUCAAAUACGCUCAAUCAGAAGUCAUUCAUACCAACACCACCGGAGAAGGGAAGCUUUCCACUUGAUCACGAAAAUAUUUGCAAAAAAUACUAUCUGCUGUACAUGAGCUGUUUGCGUCGGAACAACGAUAACAACUCACAGUGUCGACAGGAAGCUAAAGAGUAUCUGGGUUGUCGUAUGCAAAACAAUUUGAUGGAGCAGACCCAGUGGUCCAAGCUGGGUUUCGAAGAAGAGAAAAACAAGGAAAAUAAAUAA